Salvelinus sp. IW2-2015 is the source of this 904-nucleotide messenger RNA. NCBI's taxonomy places the organism in Eukaryota, Metazoa, Chordata, Actinopteri, Salmoniformes, Salmonidae. The record is from RefSeq and is a predicted model, not a curated record.
CAUUGUAGACGUGUUGUAGUCACACACACCGAGAGACUGUGGAAGGCUUCAUUAAACUCAUUCUGCUUUAGUGGAAACCGCAUCAGCGUCAUCAUGCCGACGGUGGUCCUAAUGGACGCGUCUCUGUCCAUGACGCGGCCGGUCUCUCAGGAGCAGUGCACCGAGGAGUUGCAGAGGAAGCACUUAGCUGUGGCCGGACUCACCAUGCUGUUUGAACACAUGGCCAACAACUACAGACUGGAAUUCACCUCUCUAGUGGCCUUCUCUUUCGUCUAUCAGGUGACCACAGGUCUGGCUAACACCAGGGACUACAACACCCUACAGGAAGCCCUGAGCAACCUGGAGGACUAUGACAAGACGUGUCUGGAGUCCGCUUUACACGGAAUCAGCAACGUGGUGCAGCAGGAGUGGGGUCACGCCUGUCCCACACAGGUGGUGUUGGUAACAGACGGGUCUCUGGGGAUCGGUAAAGGCUCUCUGAGACACUCCCUACAGACUCUGAAAGGACGCCCGGAGGAUAAGAAGUUCCCUGCCCUUCCCUUUCCCUGCUUACAGAUGACAGACACGAUGCAUAACCUGGAGCAGCUGCUCCAACUGAACGGAGGCGAUGGACAGAUCUUCACUAUGGACGGCCAGCUCUGUCUGAAGAGCGUCCAGUCCAUGUUCGGGCGUCUGAUAGAUGCGGCCUACUCCCCGUUCCCUGCUGUACUGCGUUGUGGGAACCUGGCUUCUGAUGUCCAGGUGUUCCCCAGACCUGAACCUGUGUUCCUGGAUGAAGAAAUCGACCCUAUGCCCCGACACAUCCUCACAGAUCUGGAGAUCGUUGGUUUCAUAGAGAUAGGAGACAUCUCUAGUCCUCCUGUCAUGUCCAGACACCUGGUCCUGCCCAUCGCUGUCAAUAAAG